Suillus fuscotomentosus is the source of this 808-nucleotide messenger RNA. RefSeq lists its product as uncharacterized. The transcript has 5 exons. The coding region runs from base 108 to 632 and encodes 174 amino acids. The record is from RefSeq and is a predicted model, not a curated record. NCBI's taxonomy places the organism in Eukaryota, Fungi, Basidiomycota, Agaricomycetes, Boletales, Suillaceae.
GCCACGUGCGGCAGUGAUGUAUCGAUGAGCACGCGCUCAACUAUCUCAGUGAUUUGAUCCAAGCAUCAAUCUGCCAUCGAGCUCUAGCUCGAACAGCCAGCACGAGGAUGGCGCCCAACGAUUUUGACUUGCGUAUGCAGUCCCCUCGCCCGGAAACGCCCGAGCCAUCAUCGAAGCAGGGCAGGCGAAACGCCCAGUUCAAUGAUGCCCAGUUGCUUGACGCCGACGGUGCAAUUUCUGACAAGCUCGAACGCUGUCUUCGUCAUAUUUUCGCCAAAUAUUGCACGCCGCGCCCGCCGCGCCCCCAAAAACACGACUCUACGACUCUCCUCACGCCCCCUGAUGAUGCGAUUCUUGACGCCGCAGGGCUAGACGCGUGGGCAGAAGACACGAAUGGCGCACCGUUUAGUGAAGAGACUAAAGAGGAGCUCAGAGAAUUCUUGGACGUCACUGAAGAAGGCGAGCUGACGUUCAAAGGCUUCGCGCAGAUAUAUCAGCUGCAGACAGAGAAUGAUGAGGAAGAAACAUGGAAAGAUUUGUCAAACCACGGAUUUGAUCGUACCCUCACCCUUGUUUCAACGCGUCGGGAGGAAGAGGCUGAGAGCAGUCAUAUGCCUCUUUUCAUGCCAUGACGAGACCACAAAAACGUGUACAACCCUUGGUACAUUUUGAACAUACUAACCACAGACUAGCCAUGACCUUACGAUGCCCAUGACUUCAUUACUUAUCUACCUCCGUAUUCACGACUUCGUCCGAUCUUUCGAACAUUCCAUAUUUUAACCCACCUGCUGGAUGAUGUUCACAUACU